Molecule: messenger RNA, 1117 nt
Organism: Trematosphaeria pertusa
Lineage: Eukaryota; Fungi; Ascomycota; Dothideomycetes; Pleosporales; Trematosphaeriaceae
Product: ribosomal protein S7
Exons: 4
Coding region: 103-744 (213 amino acids)
Biological process (GO): translation; ribosomal small subunit assembly
Cellular component (GO): ribosome; cytosolic small ribosomal subunit
Molecular function (GO): rRNA binding; mRNA binding; structural constituent of ribosome
Source: RefSeq, a predicted model, not a curated record
CGAAAACCUCAUUGCGGAUAUCGUCUUGUAAGCCACCCGGUGAUAGCUUCACGGUCGAACGCCGGCUAAGCGUCGCCUCUCUGCAGUUCCGACGUCGCAAAUAUGUCUGAAGGCGAGGUCGAGAUCGAGAGUCCCCAGGCAUGGCCGGUGCUCCCUAAGGACAUCACGGAGGAGAUUGGCAGCGUCAAGCUCUUCAACAAGUGGUCAUACGAGGAUGUCGAGAUCCGAGACAUUUCGUUGACGGACUACAUCCAGAUCCGAACCCCCGUCUACAUUUCACACUCCGCCGGUCGAUAUGCGCAGAAGCGGUUCAGGAAGGCUCAGUGCCCCAUCAUCGAGCGCCUCACCAACUCUCUCAUGAUGAACGGUCGUAACAACGGCAAGAAGCUCAUGGCCGUCCGAAUCGUCGCCCACGCUUUCGAGAUCAUCCACAUUAUGACUGAUCAGAACCCAAUCCAAGUCGCGGUGGACGCUAUUGUCAACUGCGGUCCCCGCGAAGACAGCACUCGCAUCGGUUCCGCAGGUACCGUCCGUCGUCAAGCUGUCGAUGUCUCCCCCCUCCGACGUGUCAACCAAGCGAUUGCCCUCCUCACCAUUGGUGCCCGCGAGGCCUCGUUCCGCAACAUCAAGAGCAUUGCCGAGUGCCUGGCCGAAGAGCUCAUCAACGCAGCUAAGGGAAGCAGCAACUCGUACGCCAUCAAGAAGAAGGAUGAGUUGGAGCGUGUGGCGAAGAGCAACCGAUAAAGGCGUGCGUGGAUGUGGACUUCGUGGUGCAUGGGAAGGGCGGAUUGGUGACAUCGAGCCGGAUGGAGUUCUUCAUAUGGCUGGUCUAGGCGAAUUUGCCCGACUACGGAAGGCUUUAGCAUGUAUCCGGUCUUCCAGGUGAAUAAGCAUCUCCUUCAUGGUUGCAUGGCAAAAUGAACAUCUCGAUACAAAGAUUGUGCAUUUGAUACGGAGUCUCUGACGUGACGCUUGUCGGGAUCUCCGCUCCGCCGGGAGAUUAAUGAAUUUAAGACUUGUUUCAAUAUGUCUUUCAUGACUGGUCCAGGCUUAGCCGUUCCGAGCCUUCUAGGGUAUCUAUUUCGUGGGCUGUCGUAGACUAAUACAAAAUGCAGCA